Molecule: messenger RNA, 3368 nt
Organism: Anolis sagrei ordinatus
Lineage: Eukaryota; Metazoa; Chordata; Lepidosauria; Squamata; Anolidae
Source: RefSeq, a predicted model, not a curated record
CAAACUUUAUUGAAGGGUUGAAAGUUUUGAUGGCCGGAAUCAUUGGUUUGCUGUGGGUUGUCCAGGCCGUGUGGGCAUGUUCCAGUAGCAUUCUCUCCUGAUGUUGCACCUGCAUCUGGCUGGGCAUCUUCAGAAGUCUGUUGGAGGUUCUGCGACGCCUCCGGCCCGCGGUGCUGUGUGUCCAGUGUCCAUCCCGACAUGGCUGCCACCCAAGGCCCCCCCUCCACCGCCACCCCCAGCAGUGCGGCCCCUUCCUCCUCCUGGCUGUGGGAGGCGCUGGCCAGCGGCUUCCUCUCCUGCCCCAUCUGCCUGGAGCGCUUCAGCCGGCCCAAGAUCCUGCCCUGCCUGCACACUUACUGCCAGGGCUGCCUGGAGACGCUGCUGGACGGGCGGGCGGAGGGAGAGGCGGGGGCCGAGCCACAGGAGCUGCGCUGCCCCGAGUGCCGCACCCGGGUGCCCCUCCCGGCCGGAGGGGUGGCCGCCAUCAAGACCAACUUCUUCAUCAACGGGCUGCUGGCCCUGGCCUGCCCCGCAGGGAGGGCGCCCUCCUCCCCCGCCUGCGCCCUAUGCGCUCUCAUCGGGCAGGAGCCCCCCCAGGUGGCCGCCUCGCAUUGCCUGGACUGUGCCGACGACAUGUGCCCGUCCUGUGCCGGGGGGCACCGCUGCUCCCGGCUGACGCACAACCACCGCGUGGUGGACAUGGAGGGCUACCUCUCGGGCCGCUACGACCGGGAAGUCCGGGAGCGGCAGGCCUCCCGCUGCAAGGAGCACCCCGGGGAGGAGCUGCGCUUCUUCUGCGACCCGUGCGCGGCCCCGCUUUGCCGGGAGUGCCGCCUGGGGCCCCACCUGCAGCAUCCGUGCCGCACCCUGGCCGAAGCGGCCGAGGAGCGCCGCCCGGCAGUCGAAGGGCUCCUGGCCAAGGUUGAGGCAGCGGCACAACGUUUGGCCACAGACAGGGCCGGCCUGGAAGUCGCCACAGAGGAGCUGGAGGCCGGCCAGGCCAGGAUCCGGACACGGGUGAAAGAGGCGUGUUCGCGGGCCGUGGAGUGGCUGCUGUCGCAGAAGAAGGAGGUGUUGUCUCUCCUCUCGGAGCAUGUGGAGGAGCAGAGGAAGGCCUGGACUGUCCUGCGGUCAGAGCUGGAGCUGCAGGAGCAAGUGGCGUCCAGCACGGCGGCCUUUGCCCGGAGGGUCCUGGCCCAGGGCCAAGGGGUGGAGGUCCUCUCCCUGGAGCAACUGGUCUCUGAGCGGCUGAAGGAGCUCCAGGAGGGGCGCUCCUCCCGGGCGAUGCUGAGGGUCCGGCUACCCCGGCUGGAGAUCCACAUGGCGGACCUGCAGGGUGGCCGCAGCCCCUUCCGCCUGGACUUCAUGGAGGAAGAGAAGGAGGAAGAGGAAGGGCAGGAGGAGGAGGAGGAAGAGGAGCUCAGCAGGGCAGAGAAGAAGAGGAGGAAGAAGAAGACGAAGAAGCAACAACAGCAGACAGAGCCCCAGCCUGAGGGAGAGCCCCCCGCCGCCCCCUCCCCAGGGAAGCCCCCCGGUCAAGCGGCCCCAGCUGCAGCCCCCAGCUCCGGCCUUCGCGGCCCCGCGGCCCCCAGGGCCCUCUUCUCCUGCAGCUUCUGGGCCAAGACCCCCACGGACAAGCGGCGCCCGCAGGUGACCGGCCUGUGCCCCUUUGGCCCCGGGGAGGUGCUGGUGGCCGACGAGACGAACCGGCGGCUGAAGCGCUUCUCCUUGCAGGGGGACUUCAAGGGGACGGUGCCGGUCCCCGAGGGCGUGGCCCCCUUCAGCGUGGCCGCCCUGGGCAGCAAGGUGGCCUUCACGGCCGGCCCCCAGCUCUUCCUCCUGGACGGCUGCGGGGGGCUGGCCUGGCAGAGGGUGCUGCCCAAAGGUCAGGCCAGCCAUGCCAUCGCCGCUCUGGGGAGCGACCGCCUGGCGGUCAGCGUAACCGGCCACCUGGAGCUCUACAACCUGGAAGGGCAGCAGGUGGGCAAGGUCCGGCCAGGGGGCCCCGCUGGGCGCUGCCUGGUCUUCCUGGCCAGACACAAGGGGGGCUUCGUGGGGUCCGACUGGCAGCAUAACAGCGUGGUGCUCUUUGCGGAGAGCGGGGCCCUGGUGACCGAGUUCCGGGAGGGGCAGCUGGGGGGCUGCCAGCCGGGGGCCGUCUGCGCCGACCCUCAGGGCACCGUCUAUGUGGUCCUGAGGGAACUCAACCGGGUGCUGGCCCUUUCCCCGGCCGGGGAGGCACUCGGGGACUUCCUGACAGCUGAAAAUGGCAUUGACCGGCCCCGUGUGGCCACCGUGGUUGGAGAUAGGCACUUGGCGCUGGCCCUCAGCAACGGGACCAUCCACGUCUUCAAGAUCAGGUAUUAGAGACACAGAAUCCUAGAGUUGGAAGAGACCCCAAGGGCCAUCUAGUCCAACCCCAAUCUGCCAUGCAAGAAAAGCACAAUCAAAGCACCCGUGACAGAUGGCCAUCCGGCCAACCUCUCCGUGGCUCCAUUGAGUCCUAGUCUCCAGGGCAGCAAAAACCCAGCCAGCUUCCUCUCCCUUAUGGCAUCCUUUCACGUAUUGAUACCAGGCUCUCGUGUCUCCUCUCAGACUCAGCUCUUUAAGUUGCUCCUCAGGGGGAUGAUUCUUGGUCUCCAGGCCUUGGAUCCUUGGAGUCUCCCUCUUCCUCUGGACUCCUUCCGGCUUAGAGUCCAUCUCUCUUUUAUGUUGCCGUGCCCUUUGAUGUCACAAGUUAAAACGGGUAUGUGGAAACACACAGAUUUUUGUGACAUUUGGGGUAAACUUAUUGAGUUUCUAUUCAUUGAAGGACUGCACAAGUCUCUUGUGUCAUCAAGCCUCCAGACCUCAAUGAGUAGCUAGGCUAGAGGUAGGAUUUGCUGGGGAAUUCCCCCCCCCCCCCACCACCACCACCACAUUCCUAUCCAUGUUUGCCAAAAGGGCUUGGAGACCGGCCACUCAUCACACUAGAGAGAAAAACCCACUUAAAACCUGGUUUCUGCCUCUUGCAGAAUUCUGGGUUUUGUAGUUUAGUGAGGCUGUGAAAGGCUCCUCCCUAAACCACAAACCCCAGAAUUCUGCAAGAGUGGGACAAAGGACUCUUGUCUGCUGGAGCUAGGUGGGAAUGCUUCAACUGACCACCUUGAUUAUCAUUAAAGUGAAAUUGAACGAAACUAGGUGGGAAGCAUUUUAUUGUCAUGUUUAUUGGUAUUUUAGAUUGGCUAUUAUACACAAUGUUAACAUGCUCAAGGAUUUUAUGUAUAAGCUCUAUUAAGACAUCCAUAAUUGUUGUCUUUUUAAAAUAUUAUGUACUUUCCUGAUUUAGAUAUUGUUGCUUUAAUGGUUAAUUGUGUGUUCUGAUUAAA